Molecule: messenger RNA, 535 nt
Organism: Nicotiana tabacum (common tobacco)
Lineage: Eukaryota; Viridiplantae; Streptophyta; Magnoliopsida; Solanales; Solanaceae
Source: RefSeq, a predicted model, not a curated record
AUGACUGGAACAGAAGCUUCCUCAAUUCUCACUAUUAUUGGCUCGACCAGUCAAACAAAGAAUCAUGACUCCAAUUACCCUUACUUCUUUCAUUCUUCAGAUGCACCUGGGAUGAGCCUCGUCAAUGCACCUUUUGAUGGCAGAGGUUUCCCAGGUUGGAGGAGAUCCAUUCUCAUUGUUCUUUCAACCAAGAAAAAACUUGGCUUCAUCGAUGGCACUUGUGUAGAAUCAAAAUUGAACUCAGCAGAUUAUCCUCUGUGGAGUAGAGAUAAUGAUAUGGUUACCUCAUGGUUGCUUAACUCAAUGUCAAAGGACAUAGGUGACAGUGUCAUCUAUUCAAAAACAGCAAGGAAUCUAUGGAACAGUCUAGAACACAGGUUUGGCCAGUCAAAUGGGGCCAAACUAUAUCAGCUGCAAAAGAAAAUUUCAGCAUCAGUUCAAGGAAAUAACAGUAUUUCAAGCUACUUCACUACACUCAAGAAACUAUGGGAUGAAAUGGAUUCACUAAGCUCUCAUCUAAAUUGCUCUUGUGACU